AUGGCGCCUAUUUCUUCGCAAAGUAGAGUUAGCGUUGGAAAUAGAGAUGCAUCACCAGAUCGUUACUUGUUGAAGUUUGAAUCUUUUUCGAUGCUCUCAGCGAUUGGUACAAACAAGUAUGAAUCAACUGUGUUCCAGUCCAGCGGCUACAAAUGGAAAAUGAUCAUCUAUCCUGAUGGAGAUGGAAGUGCGGAUGGACUUGAUCAUGUUUCAGUAUACUUGGCCGUUGCUGACACAAGCACUUUACAGGCUGGUUGGGAGGUCAAUGCCACAUUUAGCUUCUUGAUAUUUGAUCAAAUUCAUGGCAAGUAUAUUGUAAUGAGAGGGAUCCCUCUUAAGGGUUACCUUAUUAAAGACAGAUGUGUCUUUGGGGUAGAUGUAUAUGUCAUCAAGAACCAAGGGUUGGGUGAAUGUGUGUCCCCGUCGAAUAAGCUCACGGCUUAUAAGCACAAACGGAAGAUUUCUAAAUUGACAAAAGUGAAGAAUACAGUGCAUUCUGAAGAGUUUACUGUUGGGGGUUACAAAUGGAAACUUUGUCUAUAUCCGACAGGUGAUGUUAGACAUAAUGGCCAGAGCAUUUCCAUCUUUCUUGAAUCAGUUGAUGCUAAAGGAUUUGAUUUCCAAAAAAGGGUACAGGCUAGAUUUAGCAUUUCUGUCAAAGACCAGAGUAGUGGUGCACAGAGUAAGAGUCUUGAUUCUUCACAUUGGUUUUCAGCUGCUGUAGCCGGCUGGGGUUGGUCUGCAUUCAUGCCGCUAAGUGAAUUCAAGAAUCCAAAAAAAGGCUACCUUGUUGAGGACUGCUGCAUUGUGGAAGCAGAUGUCUCUGUAAUUGGUGUUGUCGAUGAUCCGUCGGCUACGGCUGUAGCGGUGGAGGCUACGGUGGUGGAAGACGUGAAGGUGGCGGCGGUGGAUACGGUGGAAGACGUGAAGGAGGCAGUGGUGGUUAGGCUGCACAUCCAUGGCGGCGUCAAUAUUCUCAUUAGCUCUGUGGUUAAAGCCCAAAUCUAUUUCGCCGGAGCUCCGGCAGUGGUGGUCGGCGGCGGAACAGUGGGGAAGAGGGGAGAGAGAGAUGGGAGGGUUGGGUUAGGUUGGAAGUGA
Messenger RNA from Lycium barbarum (goji berry), 1098 nucleotides. RefSeq names its product MATH domain and coiled-coil domain-containing protein At3g58250-like. The transcript has 7 exons. Gene Ontology annotation, molecular function: protein binding. Lineage: Eukaryota; Viridiplantae; Streptophyta; Magnoliopsida; Solanales; Solanaceae. The coding region runs from base 1 to 1098 and encodes 365 amino acids. The record is from RefSeq and is a predicted model, not a curated record.